Messenger RNA from Fulvia fulva, 810 nucleotides. RefSeq lists its product as uncharacterized. The transcript has a single exon. The record is from RefSeq and is a predicted model, not a curated record. The coding region runs from base 1 to 810 and encodes 269 amino acids. NCBI's taxonomy places the organism in Eukaryota, Fungi, Ascomycota, Dothideomycetes, Mycosphaerellales, Mycosphaerellaceae.
AUGGCCAACCUCACCACUAGCCAUCCGGGCGAGAACGAGGACGACUGGGUCGAGAUAUCACAACGAGACGCUCCAGCGCGAGAGAUCAACACACCGACCAAGAAUGUCUUCCUCGAAUUCCAGCUGCGAACCAUAUUCGGCACAUACUCCUACACUUCUCUAUCCCUCCGAAAGCAACGCAACAUAGCGCCACUGGAAGGAUCCGACGGCUCCAUCAAUCCGCAACAACAAUCCCCUCUCUGCCAACUCCCCGCGGAGCUCAGGCUGAGCAUCUACGACCACAUCUUCCGCCUCGCAACCACCAACCUCUCAGACUCCAUAUACCUAGUCCACCGUCCAGCUACCAACCGUACUCCCAGCGCCCUGACCCCCCUCCUAACCUGCCGCCUCCUCCUCUCCGAAGCAGAGACCCUCUUCUACACCCUCAACCGCCUCUCCAUCCAAUGUCCGCAGGCCUUCAUAGCCUCCUUGAACUCCACGCGUCGACUCGCCAUCACAUCCCUCAUCCUCAAGACCAGCAUGGACGCAGCCUACCCUGGACUGCAACAGCUGCGCGGGCUCAAGAAUUUGGAGUCAUUGUACAUAGAGCGCAAAGCUAGUGUGAGGUUCCAGGCGGUGUCGAUGUGGGCGGUCAUGGCGCCGCAGUCGAUCGCGGAGUUGACGAAGGUGGGGAAGUUGAGGGAGGUGAGGGUGCUGAUGCCGGAGGCGAGGGAUUUGACAGAGUGGGAGAUGGCGCAAAAGAGGAGGCUGGAGGAGAUUGAUGGGAGGUUGGAGAGGGCUGUUGAGGGGAGGAGGGGUGUUGGAGAGUGA